This is a messenger RNA of Sphaerulina musiva SO2202, 1017 nucleotides long. Its product is annotated as fumarylacetoacetate hydrolase family protein. NCBI's taxonomy places the organism in Eukaryota, Fungi, Ascomycota, Dothideomycetes, Mycosphaerellales, Mycosphaerellaceae. The transcript has 2 exons. The coding region runs from base 1 to 891 and encodes 296 amino acids. The record is from RefSeq and is a predicted model, not a curated record. Gene Ontology annotation, molecular function: catalytic activity.
AUGGCACCCGCCUGGACCCGCCUGAUCCGCUACAUCUCCGCCCAAGACGGCGCAACACGUCUCGGCGACCCCAUCGUCCCCUCCGACCAAAAACAUCCCGACAUCGACGCCCUCGCUCUCGCCGGCGGCCUCAAAGUCAAAGUCCUCCAAACUGGCACCAACCACCCAGUCCACGCCACGCCCACCGACCAAGAAGAUGUCGUGAAAACGCUCCUCGGACCUCUCACUCCUCAGGAUGUGCCGAUUGUGCGAUGUGUGGGCUUGAAUUACAAAACCCAUAUUCUCGAAACCGGCUUCGAUUUACCCGAGAAUCCGACAUUGUUUAUUAAAUCUCCCAUGACGGUGGCGGAUACGAGACAACCGACUCCGAUUCCCAAAUUGGGUCAAUUGCAAUUGGAUUAUGAAGGUGAAUUGACCAUUGUUAUUGGCAAAGAUGCUAAGAAUGUUUCCGAGGAAGAUGCCCUCUCCUACGUCGCAGGCUACACAUCCAGCAACGACGUCUCCUGCCGGGACUGGCAAAUGGAAAAAUCCAAAGCCGGAAUGAUGCCUCAAUGGAGUUUUUCCAAAUCCUUCGAUAAAUACGCUCCCUUGGGCCCCGCCAUCGUCAGCACCAGUGUGUUGGGAGAUGCAUCCGGAUUGACGCUUCGCACAAUGGUGAAUGGAGAGGAACGACAGAAUUCCAAUACGAGUGAUUUGUGUUUUGGAGUGAAGAAACUCGUGAGUUUUUUGAGUACGGGUCAGACGUUGCAGGCGGGGACGUUGAUUAUGACGGGGACUCCGGGUGGAGUGGGAUUGGGGUUUAAGCCGCAGAAGUUUUUGAAGGAUGGGGAUGAGGUCGUGGUGGAUAUUGAGGGGAUUGGAAAGGUGGUGACGACGAUGCAGUUUGAAUGAAUGAGAGAGAGAGAGAGAGAGAGCAGUUGAGAUGUGAUGAUGACAUAUAAAUAUAUCUAUGUAUAUACAAUAGCUCAUGUAUGCUGAACCAACUGCAGGUAGAAAAAAAAGUCAUCUUUGGAUCAG